Astyanax mexicanus (Mexican tetra) is the source of this 4749-nucleotide messenger RNA. It is a transcript of the gene tcerg1b, whose product is annotated as transcription elongation regulator 1b (CA150). Gene Ontology annotation, molecular function: transcription coregulator activity; RNA polymerase binding. Lineage: Eukaryota; Metazoa; Chordata; Actinopteri; Characiformes; Acestrorhamphidae. Gene Ontology annotation, cellular component: nucleus. The record is from RefSeq and is a predicted model, not a curated record. The coding region runs from base 48 to 3041 and encodes 997 amino acids. The transcript has 20 exons.
CCGGUGAGCUGGCGGGCAGUGGGCUGGAUGUGUAGUUUAGAGGAGUAAUGGCGGAGUCUGUAGAUGGAGAAAGCGUUGCGGCGGCCGGAGACAACAGAAUGGCGCUGCAGCAAGCCCUUCGUUUUCGAAGCCCCGCCCCUCCACCCGGUACAGUGAUGCGAGGUCCUCCACCGCUGCUGCGCCCCCCGCCGCCUCCCUUCGCCAUGAUGAGAGGACCUCCCCCACCCCCCAGACCUCCGUUUGGAAGACCUCCCUUUGAUCCUACUAUGCCACCUAUCCCACCGCCUGGUGCCAUGCCCCCACCAAUUGGGCCUCCACACUUGCAGAGGCCACCCUUCAUGCCACCUCCCAUUGGCAACAUGCCUCCCCCUCCCGGCAUGAUCUUCCCUCCCGGAAUGCCACCAGUGCCAGCUUCAGGAGCUCCUGGUACCCUGACCACUGAGGAGAUAUGGGUAGAGAACACCACCCCAGAGGGCAAGGUGUACUACUACAACGCCCGAACCCGUGAAUCAGCCUGGACCAAACCAGAGGGAGUGAAGAUCAUCCAGCAGUCAGAGCUCAACCCCAUGAUGUCCUCCCAGCCGGGGGCAGGAGCCUCCCCCGGCGGCCCGGCGUCUGCUGCCGUCAGUACUGCUGCUUCGGUGACUCCCGCCCAGCCUGCCUCCCCCACCCACACCCUCAGUGCCAGCCCUGAACCCAGCACCAGCCCCGUCCCUGCGGUGACCCAGCCCGUGCCCUCUCCUGUGAUAUCCGAGGUGCCCCCUGUGGUCUCCACUCCUCCUGCCACUGUGACUCCAGUCGCUGUGGUCAGUGUUCCCACAGUCACUGCCACCGUUACGGCCGUGCAGACCAUGCCAUUACUGCCCCAGAGCCUCCCGCCGGGCCUGCCUCACGCCGUGGCCCAGCCGCCCACCGCCAUCCCAGCCUUCUCCCCGGUCAUGGUGCCCCCAUUCAGAGUGCCUUUACCCGGCAUGCACAUCCCCCUGCCAGGUAUGCUGCCAGGUAUGGCCCCUCCAUUAGUGCCCAUGAUGCACCCACAGCUGACGAUCACCGCGGCGCCCUCCGCCCUGGCCGGAGUGAUCCCGCUCCCCGAAUGGACCGAGUACAAAACCGUGGACGGCAAGACUUACUACUACAACAGCCGCACGCAGGAAUCCACCUGGGAUAAACCGACCGAGCUGAAGGAGAAAGAUAAGGAUGGGGAGAGAGGACGAGAAGCCCAUUCAGCCAAUGAGGUGGAGGCUAUGGAGAUCGGAGACAUGGAACUGAAGGCUGAAGCAACCAUCCUGUCUAAAGAGGCGCCAAAGGAAGAGGAAAUGACUGAAGAGGAAAAAGCAGCGCAGAAGGCGAAACCAGUGGCCACCAAUCCCAUCCCUGGAACCCCCUGGUGUGUUGUGUGGACGGGGGAUGACCGCGUGUUCUUCUACAAUCCCACAACCCGUCAGUCCAUGUGGGAUCGUCCGGAUGAGCUGGUGGGUCGGGCGGACGUGGAUAAAUACAUCCAGGAGCCUCCACAUAAACGGGGUUUAGAGGACUCCAAGAAACUGGUGAUGGGCAUCAGCAGGGAGGAGCUUGAGCUAGCCGCAGAAGAAGCUCAAGAUGAUGAGCCUUCAAAGGCUAAGAAGAGAAAAAAGGAGGAGGUGAAGGAGGCGGACUCUGAGAAGGAGGCGGCGGUGGAGGCGGAGCUGAAGGCGGCUCGGGACCGGGCGGUGGUGCCGCUGGAGGCUCGCCUCAAUCAGUUCAAGGACAUGCUGCUGGAGAGAGGGGUUUCAGCCUUCUCCACAUGGGAUAAAGAGUUACACAAGAUCGUAUUUGAUCCACGAUAUUUACUCCUCAACCCCAAAGAGAGGAAGCAGGUGUUUGAUCAGUAUGUGAAGACUCGUGCUGAAGAAGAGAGGAAAGAGAAGAAGAAUAAACUGAUGCAGGCUAAAGACGACUUCAGAAAGAUGAUGGAGGACGCCAGGCUUAACCUGAGGACCACGUUCAGUGAGUUUGCCUCUAAACAUGCGAAGGAUCCUCGUUUCAAGGCCAUUGAGAAGAUGAAGGACAGAGAGGCCAUGUUUACAGAGUUUAUGACUGCGCUCAGGAAGAGGGACAAAGAAGAUUUCAAAACUAAAGGAGAGAAGGUAAAACAGGAUUUCUUUGACUUGCUGUCGGAUCAUCACGUGGAUAUCCAGCAGCGCUGGAGUAAAGUGAAGGAUAAGCUGGAGACGGAUCAGCGCUACAAGGCUGUGGAGAGUUCCGCAGCCCGAGAGGAGCUGUACCGACAGUACGCUGAAAAACAGGCCAAGAAUAUAGAUGUGGAGAAGGAGAAGGAGCUGGAGAGGCAGGCUCGUAUUGAGGCGAGUCUGCGAGAGCGAGAGCGCGAGGUUCAGAGAGCUCGAUCCGAACAGACCAAGGAGAUCGACCGCGAGCGAGAGCAGCACAAGCGAGAGGAGGCCAUCCAGCACUUCAAAGCCCUCAUGUCUGAUAUGGUGAGGUCGACUGAUGCCUCCUGGUCGGACGCGAGGCGUAACCUGCGUAAGGAUCACCGCUGGGAGUCGGCAGCUCUGCUGGAGCGGCAUGAGAAGGAGAAGCUGUUUGAGGAGCAUGUGGAAGCUCUCACCAAACGCAAGAAGGAGCAGUUCAGACAGCUGCUGGACGAGACCACCAUGAUCACACUGACCACCACGUGGAAGGAGGUGAAGAAGAUCAUUAAAGAUGAUCCUCGCUGCAUCAAAUUCUCCAGCAGUGAUCGGAAGAGACAGCGGGAGUUUGAGGACUAUAUAAAGGAUAAAUACAUCACGGCCAAAGCGGACUUCAGAACUCUGCUCAAAGAGACCAAGUUCAUCACAUACAGAUCCAGAAAGCUGAUUCUGGAGUCGGAUCAGCACCUGAAGGACAUUGAGAAGGUUCUACAGAACGAUAAACGGUACCUGGUUCUGGACUGCGUCCCUGAGGAACGCCGGAAGCUCACCAUGUUCUACAUCGAGGAUCUGGACCGCCGAGGACCCCCACCUCCCCCCACCGCCUCAGAACCGACCCGGCGCUCUACCAAGUGAUCUCUCCUCCUGGACGGUAUACAGUGCAGACUGCAGACGGUGUACAGUGAUGUUCUGGACCCGUGGAGAACCUGGAUCAUCUGCGUAUUUAUUCACAUCAAACCGUGUAAGACUACUAUCACCAUCCCUGCUGCUGCUGAGGGAGCGCUCAGAGAGACCGGAUCACAACCGUGUGGUAACACCGUCUACAGUUUCACUCAGCGUAGAGACGAGCGGUUAAACCAGCGGGUUCACGAUAACGCUGAAUCUGAAGGUACGUCAUGACUAGGCCUGUCACAGUAACGAUUUUUUUUAGUUUUGAGAGACAAUAUAUUGUCCAAAACAACUGUUGCUCAAUUAUUUUUAGUUUUAAGAUGCAUCAAUUUACGCCACUAACAAAUUAAAAACAGUUUAUUCACAAUGUACAGGGGUUGGAGAAUGAAACUGAAACACCUGGUUUUAGACCACAAUAAUUUAUUGUGGCAACUGGCUCCCGAACAUCCCUUUCAGACAGCUUCCUUACAGCGUCCACAGUUAAUCCUGUUGGAUGUGGUUGGUCCUUCUUGGUGGUAUGCUGACAUUACCCUGGAUACUGUGGCUCUUGAUGCAUCACAAAGACUUGCUGUCUUGGUCACAGAUGCUCCAGCAAGACGUGCACCAACAAUUUGUCCUCUUUUGAACUCUGGUAUGUCUCCCAUAAUGUUGUGUGCAUUGUAAUAUUUAGAGCAGAACUGUGCUCUUACCCUGCUAAUUGAACCUUCACACUCUGCUCUUACUGGUGCAAUGUGCAAUUAAUGAAGAUUGAACACCAGGCUGCUCCAAUUUAGCCAUGAAACCUAAAAUCCCACACUAAAAUGAUGACAGGUGUUUCAGCUUCACUGUCCAAACCCUGUAAAUACCCUAAAUGAUGCAAUCACACCCUUUUUAUUUUGUUGAAAGGACCGUGAAUGUAUUAUUAUUAUUAGUUUAGGAGAUGAUAUAUUUAAUGUUUUCUUUCACCACCAGCAGCAGUCUGAGCAAUCUGUGUAAGUAUGUAGAGUUGGUGUUACUGAUUGAUUGGAUGCAUUAGUCAGUAUUCAACACGAUUGUUUGUUUGUUUAAAAUACUUUACAAUUUUUUUUUUUGUUUUUUUCGUAUAUCAUCGCUGUUCAAUGCGAAACAAGCAUCUCCAAAACAGGUUUUACAACUUUACAGGAGAGAGACAAAAAUUUUUUAACUUUCAAUGAAAGCCAAUGGGAAAAAUAUAUAUAUAUUUUUUGUUUUCAGGUCAUUUUGAAGAGUUUCUAUUGGUCCGUUCAUCACGUAAUUUUGGCACAGUGUAAGAGACACUUUGUGGGUUCAAAUUAUGUAGUAAAAUAAAAAUCAGACAAAAAUGAAGAUGCUUGUUUUUUUUAUUGGACAUCGACCAUAUAUAUAAAAAUGAAACACCCAAGAAAUACGCCUAUGUACAAGAUUUACACUUGUGUAUUUUUCACGGUAAGUUAGGAAGUUAGUAAAGUUAUUAGUUAGUGUGACUGGUCUAGUCAUGACUGAUAUGUAUUAUGUGAGAUAAUGAGAUGAUCUGGAUUUAUUCCUGCUGUUUUGUGGCGGUAGGACCCGUACUGUGCAGCCAGUCGUUAGGAGUACGGUGGUGUUUGAUUCAUGUUUAAGUGUUUUGCUUUUUGAAGUGUUGCUGUUUCUGUACAAACUGACUGGAAAUAAAUGCAACCUCAGGCUUUGCUGUUUUUUA